Messenger RNA from Gigantopelta aegis, 5723 nucleotides. RefSeq names its product MAM and LDL-receptor class A domain-containing protein 1-like. Gene Ontology annotation, molecular function: protein binding. The record is from RefSeq and is a predicted model, not a curated record. Gene Ontology annotation, cellular component: membrane. NCBI's taxonomy places the organism in Eukaryota, Metazoa, Mollusca, Gastropoda, Neomphalida, Peltospiridae. Bases 8 to 5626 code for a protein of 1872 amino acids. The transcript is spliced from 2 exons.
CCAGGGCAUGAGGUGGGUGAGGGCAACGGCAGAUGUCGGACGAGUCCCGACCACUUUCCAAGUAUUGAUUCAGGCUACGAAGAACUUUGCUUCAUCUGGUGUGGUUGCCGUCGACGAUGUCUCGUUCAUCAACUGUGGGCUGCCUCCCAUUCAGCAGACCUGUGCUGUGAACAAAUUCCGCUGUAACCGGGGCUCGUGCGUGGACAACAGCCAGCUGUGUGACUUCACUGACGACUGCGGAGACAACAGCGACGAAACAGCGCCCCUCUGUUCGACGGCUGACCGGUGCUCGUUUGAGAAGUCCAUGUGCUACUGGACGCAAGACACUUCCGAUCAGUUCAACUGGCAGCGACAUCAAGGUCCCACAGCGUCGGUGAACACUGGCCCAACGCGCGACCACACAACAAACCUCAACAGUGGAUAUUACAUCUACGUCGAGUCGUCUGCGCCAAGGAAACGUAACGACAAGGCUCGAAUAAUCAGUCGAGCGAUCCUGCCGGCUAAAGCUACCGAUGGCUGCAUCUUCACUUUCUACUACCAUAUGUACGGUGUGGGAACGGGAACCCUCAGCGUCUAUACCCAAACACAGAGUGGAGGCUACAGGACACAAGUGUGGACAAAGUCCGGUAACAGAGGAGAUUUCUGGGAGCGAGCCUCGGUUCCUCUUUCCAGUACACAGACCUUCCAGAUAGUGAUAGAAGGUGUCCGAGGGACAUCAUUCAGCGGUGACAUAGCAGUGGAUGAUGUGAUCAUAGGUCCAAGUUGCAGGCUAGCCGGUGUCACCCUUCCCACAGCUCAGUAUCCACUCAGUACCACCCAGAGUGCCUGUACUGGCGGCGGCUUCCAGUGUACGAGUGAUAAGAAAUGUAUCCCGGCUUCCCGUGUGUGCGACUUCACCGCAGAUUGUGCAGACAAGUCAGAUGAAGCAGCUUGUGGUACUUGUACUUUUGAACCCACUGGUUCUUACUGUGGCUGGACGGACCGGAGUACUGGUAAAUACAACUGGACGGUGACAAGUGGACGUCAAGCAGGUUCCUCAGGCCUGCAGAAGGAUCACACCAAGCGAACUGCCGAUGGACACUACAUGUACGUAGAAGGAUCCAGAGGAGUCUUUUUCUCACAGGCAAUCAUACAGAGUCCAGCAAUGCCCACAACCUCGAGGUACUGCACUAUGUACUUCUGGUACAGCAUGAAUGGACCACACACAGGAACUCUCAAACUCAAUGGAAUAUUCAAUAAUGGUACAAUAAAGCCUCUGUUUGCAAAAUCAGGAUCUCAGCGCUUAGCUUGGAGGAGAGGCUAUGCAUAUUUGGGAUUGAGGAUGGGGUCUCCACAGAAAGGUUGGAAACUUCAGUUUGUGGCCUACCCAGCCAGAGGCUUUUCUCCAACUCAGACAAGUGACAUUGCCAUCGAUGACAUUUCGUUCAGCCGCUGCGACCCGAAAAUUUAUCCACCAAACAUUGCUUGCAAUUUUGAAAAAAAUCUCUGUUCAUGGCAGCAAGCUAAAGACGACGUGUUUGACUGGACAAGGAAGAUAGGACCUACAUCAACCAUGGGCACUGGCCCCGCAGCUGAUCACACCACAGGCAGGGGAUACUACUACUACAUAGAAACAUCAUACCCGCGAAGGAGGGGUGAUAUUGCCAGGCUGGACAGCCCUAAGCUGCCGCCAACACCUGCUUCUGGACACUGCCUCAAAUUCUGGUAUUACAUGUUCGGGGCAACGGUUGGAAAUUUGAGCAUCAAUAUCCAGACCCCAUCCAACUCCUCUGUUUUCUGGUCACGGUCAGGCUCACAGGGAGAUAAGUGGAUCCAGGGUUCAAGGACACUCGUAUCUAGUGAAGAGUAUGUGGUGUAUAUCGAGGCAGUUGUUGGGGGACCACUGGGAGAUAUUGCAAUUGAUGACCUGCAGGUUGUGACAGGGGCGUGUCCACCAGACAAGUCGUGCGAUUUUGAACAUGGACUUUGCUUGUGGAAGCAGUCGGUGCAGGACGAAUUCGACUGGACUAUUGGAAGUGGAUCCACAGCAUCACCAGGCACAGGUCCACAGUAUGAUCAUACCUUCGGAUCAAACACGGGACACUACGCAUUCAUCGAAACCUCUUCACCACGACGACAAGGAGAUAGAGCCAUCCUGAAUGGACCAGCGUACAAAGGUCGAAUAUUCAUGUUCAGCUGCAUGCAGUUCUGGUACCACAUGAACGGUGCAAAUGUCGGAUCCCUAAAUGUGUAUCUGAAAAGUAACGGCAGUUUGAGAAGAGAGCUAUGGACUAGAGCACACAGUCAAGGUAAUAUGUGGAGACUAGCCAAAGUGGCCGUCAGACCUCAAAGAACAUCAUACAAUGUUCAGAUAGAAGCUGUAAGGGGCAAUGGACCAUUUGGAGACAUUGCUAUUGAUGACAUCACAUGGAAGAAUGGAUUUUGUCCACCUGAUGGAUAUUGCAAUUUUGAACAAGACACAUGUGGAUACAUCAACGUGAAAACAGGUGAUGAUUUUGAUUGGCUGAGAGACAAUGGCGGGACACCCACUCUGACGACGGGGCCGAAAGUAGACCACACCCGGGGAACAGCCAGUGGCUACUACAUGUACAUUGAAACAUCUGGCAACAACAGGAAGGCUGGAGAGAAAGCACAGCUCGUCAGCGAUCACCUCCAUGCUGUCAACAGUGGCUGCGUUCGCUUUUAUUACCACAUGUUCGGUGCUGGAGUGGGAACAUUAAACAUCUACACACAGACGUACGCAACAACUGGAGUAGGUCCACGAAAGCUUGUGUGGUCACUUUCUGGCAACCAAGGAAAUGUAUGGAAACAGGGUCAGGCUCAAGUGAGUUCGACAUCGGAUUACGUGGUGAUAUUUGAAGGCGUGUAUGGAGGAAACUAUACGGGCGAUAUCGCUAUUGAUGAUAUCGUCAUCACCAAAUACAGGUGCUUUGGCAUAACAACUUCGCCAAUGCCAACCACUGCACUCACCUCUCCUGCAACGUAUCCACGCACCGCUUUGUACUGUGACUUUGAGUUGGGAAUAUGCAACUGGAGACAAGAUACAUCAGACAAUUUCGACUGGACACGAAAGACAAGCAGCACGUCAUCUCAAGGAACAGGACCACUAGCUGACCACACAAAGGGAAAUAGCCAGGGACAUUACAUGUAUACAGAGGUGUCAGGAAGGAAUGCCAACGAUUCUGCAAGACUGAUCAGUCCAAAAUGGAGUAUUACUUCUAGGGGUGCAUGCUUUAAGUUCUGGUACUUCAUGUACGGGGCUAGUAUAAACAGACUGUCGGUGUAUGCUAGGAAUGCUGGGAGAGAUAUUCGAUUGUGGACAAGAGUGGGCGACCAGGGCCCUGAUUGGAAGUAUGCACAAAUACACCUUCAGAAAAUAAUUGGCAGUACAUCCAUUGUCAUAGAGGGAGUGACAGGUCCAAGUUUUGAUGGGGACAUUGCUAUAGAUGACAUCACCAUGAACGUUGACCAUUGUCCAGCACAGGUGAGCUGUGAUUUCCAGGAUGGGAUAUGUGGUUACACUCAAGACAUUUCGGACAAGUUUGACUGGACUCUGCAUUCAGGUAGGACAAGCAGUUCUGGCACAGGUCCCGUUAGUGACCACACGUUUGGGACAAGGGAAGGAAACUACAUGUACAUUGAAGCCUCUGCUCCCAGACGACCAAACGACAUAGCUCGCAUUGACAGUUCACAACAUGGCGCUACUCUAGGGUCAUGUCUUCAGUUUUGGUAUAACAUGAAUGGUCGUACAAUGGGCAGGCUUAAUGUGUACCUGAGGAAAAAUGGAAACCUAGGCCGGUCCAUAUGGAGUCAGGUUGGAAACCAAGGUGUUGACUGGCAUGUUUCUCAAGUGGAUAUUUCUAGUUCCCAGCCGUUUACAAUAACAUUUGAAGCAAUCAUUGGUUCAGGCUUCUCCAGCGACAUUGCUAUUGAUGAUAUCGUCUUGAAACCUACAAUGUGUCCAGUGGCUGGUAGCUGUGCCUUUGAACAAGAUUUCUGCACAUGGGUGAACAUUCAGAGCAAGGACAACUUCGAUUGGAUUAGGGCGAGAGGAAAUACCGUUACAGCUGGUACAGGCCCCAAACAAGACCACACACUCAACUCGAAGUUUGGCAAGUAUGCUCUGAUGGAGUCAUCGUCUCCUCGGAAAGCUGGAAAUAAAGCUUGGCUUGUGUCAUCCCCAUUUGAUAACAGAACACGAUGUCUCUCAUUCUGGUACAACAUGCACGGUUCUGGCAUGGGAUCUCUAAAUGUUAAAAUGUGGCCCAACUCGGGAGCCGUGAGUAAUGUUUUUUCAUUGAAUGGUGAUCAAGGAACUAGUUGGAAUAUGUCUCGUGUUACAGUUGGUGGAAAAGCUGGCGGCUACAGAAUUAUUCUUGAAGGUGUGGUAGGUUCCAACUAUCUGAGUGACAUAGCUAUUGAUGACGUAUCGAUUCAGAAUGGAAACUGCAACUCUAUACCAACACCCACACCCAUGCAACAGUGUGUUUUCCACUGUCCAAGCAAUGGGAAAUGUGUAUCAAGUUCUCAGAUGUGUGACUUUAAUUUUGAUUGUCCCAAUGCUGAAGAUGAAGCUAAUUGUGGUUAUGACUGCAACUUUGACAACACAACCUGCAAGUGGCAGGGCUAUGGCAGUGGCUCAUUUCAGUGGAUCCAUUAUAAAGGGGCAACUCCUGACUCCAACACUGGACCUUCAACUGACCACACAUCUUUCUCAACCAAUGGCUACUACAUGUUUGUUGAUGCCAGUAAUGGAAAUUCAAUGUCAAAGGCCGAGUACAGAAGUCCUGUCCUCCAGCAGUCAUCCUCAACAUGUCAGCUGACGUUCUGGUAUCACAUGUAUGGAACUGGAAUUGGACAGUUGGCUGUAACUCAACAGGAAGGAACCGCAGCACCAACUCGACUGUGGUAUGCUAGUGGUAAUCACGGAAACCGGUGGUAUCAGGCAAUAGUUCCGAUUGGAAGAAUGGCUAGACCUUUCCGGCUACUACUACAAGCGACAAGAACAUUUAACGUCUUAGGAGACAUUGCUAUUGAUGAUAUCUAUUUCCAACACUGUUCUCAGCCAACUACAAAAGAUUGCAGAGGAUCCACUGGACAGUUCACAUGCAACAGUAAAGCUUGUAUAUCAAAGAGUAGACUGUGUGACUACACAGAUGACUGUGGUGAUGGAUCUGAUGAACAGAACUCAACCUGCAAGAACUACAUGGGCUGCAACUUUGAGCAGGACCUUUGUCAGUGGUCUCAGAUGACAGAUGACAACUUUAACUGGAUACGAAAAGUAGGCUCUACACCUACGAUAAACACUGGACCAUCGAAGGACCACACACUCAACACAAGAUCAGGACAUUAUUUGUUCAUAGAAGCCUCAUCUCCAAGACAACUAGGAGAUAAAGCACGGAUUGUAAGCAUUGUCUUCCAGCCUUCAACAAGUGUGCCUUAUUGCACCAUGAGGAUGUACUAUAACAUGUAUGGAAAAGAUGUCGCCAGUCUGAGCAUUUAUAUGAGAACAGCAAUCAAUGGCGUCUUGAAGACUUUGUGGAAGAGGACUGGGGAGGUUGGAAAUUACUGGUCAAGAGUUGAAUUGCCUCUGUACUCUAAAGUACCCUUUCCAAGUUGUGAUUGAGGCAUCUGUGGGCCGAGGGUACAGAGGUGACAUUGCUAUUGAUGACAUCACGUUUACACCUCAGUGCCAGCUGUCAACCGUACCAUUUUCCACUGUU